UUUUUUAAUGGGAUAUUAUUUUUCAUACUGAGCAAAAGUUACUGACCCCAUUCCAGAAAGCCAGGCAAUAUUGCCAUUUUAAUCUCCUGUCUCUGCUAGUUUGCUUGGCACCCUCUGUGUGGUAACUUAUCCCGUGUUACCUUUUAGAUGUGUGCACAGAACGCAUAGUAGCAGACCUGGAUGUAUUUUUAUUUGAAAUUUUCUUUCAUUUUUGGUUUUUAACCUUUUGCGUACGUGGUGGUCAUCGCACGUGGAAGCGGUGCAACGUGCCCCGUGAGAAAGGAGGCAGAGUGGUUUCAGGGUACCUUGUGAAGAUUGAUGCCCAUUAUCUUCUCUAUCUUUGUCUUGCUACUUGUUCAGGUGAAAAUGGCGCAGCUUCAGCAAGUAGGGGGUCCAGAUGAAAAAGAGAAAACUACUGCAUUGAAAGAUCUACUCUCCAGAAUAGACCUGGAUGAACUCAUGAAAAAAGACGAGCCACCUCUCGAGUUUCCUGACACUUUGGAGGGUUUUGAAUAUGCCUUCAAUGACUUGGGCCAGCUAAGACAUAUUAAAACAGGAGAGCCUUUUGUAUUUAACUAUCGAGAAGACUUACACAGAUGGAACCAAAAGCGGUAUGAAGCACUGGGAGAGAUUAUCACCAAUCAUGUUUAUGAGUUAUUGGAGAAGGAAUGCAACCUAGAGAAAGUUUACUUGCCUGUUGAUGCUUCUGAGACUGAACCAAAAAGUUUCAUUUUUAUGAGUAAAGAUGCAAUGACCAAUCCAGACAAGCUGUUAGUAUUGAUUCAUGGCAGUGGAGUGGUGAGAGCAGGACAAUGGGCUAGAAGACUUAUUAUAAACGAGGACCUGGACAGUGGUACACAAAUCCCUUUCAUCAAACGGGCUAUGAAGGAAAACUGUGGCGUGAUUGUGCUGAAUCCCAAUGAAAACUACAUUGAAGUGGAAAAGAGCAAACCGCUAUCCCAACAGCCGUCUCCAGAUAGCUCCGAUGAGCCCGCAGAAAAGAGGGAGAGAAGAGAGAGGAUUUCAAAGGACACCAAGAAAAGGAAGGAAUAUGAGAAAUACCGGAACCCUCAGAAAGAAAAGGAAACUCUGCAGCUGUACAUCAGAGAUAAUGGAAGUCCAGAAGAACAUGCCUUAUACGUAUGGGACAACUUCAUUUCAAAGGCACAAGCUGAGAAUGUGUUUUUUGUGGCUCACAGUUACGGGGGACUUGCAUUUGUGGAGCUGAUAAUUCAGCGUGAAGCAGAAGUGAAAAGCAAGGUCGCUGCUGUAGCGCUGACCGACUCUGUUCAUAAUGUAUGGCAUCAGGAAGCCAAUAAGACGGUCCGAGAGUGGAUGCGAGAGAACUGCUGCAACUGGGUGUCCAGCUCAGAACCUUUAGACACUUCGGUGGAAUCUAUGUUGCCGGACUGUCCACGCGUAUCUGCAGGCACAGAGCGCCAUGAGCUGACAUCUUGGAAGAGUUUCAACUCCAUCUUCAGGUUUUUCUCUGAAGCCUUGGAAGCUAAAAAUACAAAAAACAAAUCAGCACCUUCCACGACCAGGCGCUCUAACAGAAUAAAAAGUGAAGACUUGUAAAAAAAAAGAAAAACAAA
Molecule: messenger RNA, 1595 nt
Organism: Spea bombifrons (plains spadefoot toad)
Lineage: Eukaryota; Metazoa; Chordata; Amphibia; Anura; Pelobatidae
Gene: ARB2A
Product: family with sequence similarity 172 member A
Exons: 11
Coding region: 319-1578 (419 amino acids)
Biological process (GO): regulatory ncRNA-mediated heterochromatin formation
Cellular component (GO): nucleus
Molecular function (GO): siRNA binding
Source: RefSeq, a predicted model, not a curated record